GUUGCGUUGUGGUGGCGCCGCUGCAGCGAGCGCAGUGCUGCAGGGCCAGGGCUGCGUGCCGGAGGUUGCUGCUAUGGCUUCCAGCAGCGGGGCUGGGAAGCCCUCCGGGUCCGCGAACGAGGCUCCCGAAAUCCCCGACAACGUGGGAGACUGGCUUCGGGGCGUCUACCGCUUCGCUACUGACAGGAAUGAUUUCCGGAGGAACUUGAUCCUCAACUUGGGACUUUUUGCUGCAGGCGUGUGGCUGGCCAGGAACUUGAGUGACAUCGACCUCAUGGCACCCCAGCCAGGGGUGUAGCUGAGCAGACAAAUGGAAUUGCUGUGCUGUACUCGGACCUUCCAGAAACAGUCAGCCAUCUGUGACACGCCUGGAUGGCAGCUCAGGUUGGGUGCUGUGGGGAGCCUCCCCUUCCCUGCCUGCUCUUCCUUGAGUCCACUCAGCACUCUGCUCUCUGGUGGGCGGCCAGGCUGCAGCCAGGGUGUUGCGUCUGCUCUGUAACAUCCUGGACGUGGUCCCUGCGGUUUUGCACCGCCUCGUCUUGAGGAGUGAUGAUGGUGUCUUAACCAAUAUGUGAAAUAAAGACUGCGUACAAGGACAGCCGUUUUCUUCUUUUAAUAAGAAACUUCUGCUUACAAAAAACAAGGUGUAAAAAGUCAAGAUUUACAAAAAUCAUAAAAACGUGAUUUAUAUUUCAUACUCAAUCAGGGACAAGAUCUAAACCUGGAUUGUAAUGGAGAUGGUUUGCUUCAUUUCAAAAAGAAAGACGAAACGGAAAUGGUAAAACA
Molecule: messenger RNA, 786 nt
Organism: Ochotona curzoniae (black-lipped pika)
Lineage: Eukaryota; Metazoa; Chordata; Mammalia; Lagomorpha; Ochotonidae
Gene: TOMM6
Product: translocase of outer mitochondrial membrane 6
Exons: 3
Coding region: 74-298 (74 amino acids)
Cellular component (GO): mitochondrion; mitochondrial outer membrane translocase complex
Source: RefSeq, a predicted model, not a curated record